AAAAAGAACAGACCAACAAACGAAGAAAAACACACACAAAUUCUUCAUCCUUUUUUUUCAAUUUCGUAAUUUCUACAGUUUGUGACUGUAAGCAAAACCCAACGCUUCACUCCAACUCUCUCUCUCUCUCUCUCCCACCAUCACCACUGACAAACCGAUCUGAAAAAAAAAAACGCCAAAGAAGGAAAUGAAGAAGCUGAAAAGCUGUUAUCUCCAACUCCGUCGUAACCACCACCAACAACAACCAUCAGACCGUAGAUGGAUCCUCCCACUAACAAUCGGAUCCAUCUGCUCCCUCUUCCUCCUCCUCCUAACAACCCUAUCCUCCCCCUCCUCCUCCAAAUCUCGUCUCCUCCCCUUAUCACUCUACAACCUCAGAUCCUCCCUCUUCGUCGAGUCCAAAAUCAAUCCCUUACCCGUCUCCCUCUCCCUCUCCCUCUCCCCUCCUCCGCCGCCUCCGCGUCUCGCCUACCUAAUCUCCGGCUCCUCCGGCGACGGCCAGAUGCUGAAACGGACGCUGCUAGCGCUCUACCACCCCAACAACCAGUACGUCGUCCACCUCGACCGCGAGUCCUCCCCCGAGGAGAGGCUGGAUCUCGCCGCGUUCGUCGCGAACCAGACGCUGUUUCGGAGGUUUGAGAACGUGAGGAUGAUCGUGAAGGCGAACUUCGUUACGUAUCGUGGACCGACUAUGGUGGCGAAUACGCUUCACGCGGCGGCGGUUUUGCUUAGGGAAGGUGGUGAUUGGGAUUGGUUUGUUAAUCUUAGCGCUUCGGAUUACCCUCUCGUCACGCAAGAUGAUCUGUUGCAUACGUUUUCGUAUCUGCCGCGGGAUCUUAAUUUUAUUGAUCAUACGAGCAACAUUGGGUGGAAAGAGUCUCAUAGAGCAAAGCCGAUAAUAAUUGAUCCUGGUUUGUAUAUGUCAAAGAAAGCUGAUGUUUUCUGGGUUUCACAGAAGAGAAGCAUGCCUACUGCUUUCAAACUCUUCACAGGAUCUGCGUGGAUGAUGCUGUCACGACCAUUUGUGGAUUACUUCAUCUGGGGAUGGGACAAUCUACCUCGCAUUGUCUUAAUGUACUACGCGAACUUCCUCUCCUCACCAGAAGGCUACUUCCACACGGUGGUCUGCAACGCUAAAGAGUUUAGCAACACGACAGUUAACAGUGACUUACACUUCAUCUCAUGGGACAAUCCUCCUAAGCAGCAUCCGCACCAUCUCACGCUCGAUGAUUUCGGUAGAAUGGUGGACAGUAACGCACCUUUCGCUAGAAAGUUCCGUAGAGAUGAACCUGUCCUAGAUAAGAUCGAUUCAGAGCUCUUGUCUCGGAGUCCAGGGAUGGUUACUCCGGGUGGUUGGUGUAUUGGGACGAGGGAAAACGGGAGCGACCCGUGUGCUGAGAUUGGUGACACUUUGGUUGUAAAGCCUGGUUCUGGAGCUAAACGGGUUGAGAAACUCGUAACGUAUUUGUUAUCGACUGAGAAUUUCAGACCACGGCAAUGCAGGUAAUAGAGAAACAUGCGAGUUUUUUUGGCCUAAACAAAAAAAUAUACAGUGAGUUUGUGUUAAUGAACAUGAUUAUGCUUUGAAGGCUGUAUAGUAACUUGAACUUUUGAAAUUUUCUUCCUUAUUAAUUGCCGAGAAUACCGUGAAGAAUAAUUUGAUCACUAAUUUUGUUUUCUCUUGUCCACACUAAAGC
This is a messenger RNA of Eruca vesicaria subsp. sativa (arugula), 1697 nucleotides long. Lineage: Eukaryota; Viridiplantae; Streptophyta; Magnoliopsida; Brassicales; Brassicaceae. The record is from the annotation of a GenBank genome assembly.